AUGGCAUUUCAAGCAGCAGUUAUGCUGAAGAUUCCACCAUACUGGAUGCAUGAUCCCAUAUUGUGGUUUCAUCAUAUCGCGGCCCAGUUUUCUUCGAACUGGAUAGUUAACGAUGUGGCUCGCCUUACACACAUGACCGGUUCACUAUCAUCAGAGAUCAUGAAUGUGAUCCGAGAUCUCAUUUUAGCACCACCCGGUUCCACAUCAUAUGACACGUUCAAAACCACCCUUAUCAAUAAGACUUCGAAGUCCCAACAAAAGCGUCUUCACCAGCUCCUUACAUUGGAAGAAUUAGGAGAUAGAAUGCCCUUCCAGCUUCAACGGAGAAUGAAGCAGCUUCUGGGAGAAAUGACCCUCCACCAAAAAAUCUUUAAGCAGCUUUUUCUCCAGCGCCUGCCCUCCAACACACAGGUAAUCCUGGCUUCCACCAGAGAAUCCACUUCUGUUGAGGAACUGGCUGAGCUUGCAGACAAACUUGCCGAGGUACCACAUAAAUAUUUAUCGACUGUGACGCCAGCCAUUCCUUCUACAAAUCCUUUCCUUUCUUUGACCAGUGCUUCCAAAAUUUCGGACUUGUGCUCAUUGAUGAUGCAGCAGGCAUCACAGAUACAAGCCCUGACAGCGUAG
This is a messenger RNA of Octopus bimaculoides (California two-spot octopus), 627 nucleotides long. RefSeq lists its product as uncharacterized. Lineage: Eukaryota; Metazoa; Mollusca; Cephalopoda; Octopoda; Octopodidae. The record is from RefSeq and is a predicted model, not a curated record.